Molecule: messenger RNA, 5415 nt
Organism: Diorhabda sublineata
Lineage: Eukaryota; Metazoa; Arthropoda; Insecta; Coleoptera; Chrysomelidae
Product: neuroligin-4, X-linked-like
Exons: 9
Coding region: 325-4056 (1243 amino acids)
Biological process (GO): presynaptic membrane assembly; neuron cell-cell adhesion; synaptic vesicle endocytosis
Cellular component (GO): postsynaptic membrane; cell surface; synapse
Molecular function (GO): signaling receptor activity; neurexin family protein binding
Source: RefSeq, a predicted model, not a curated record
AGUUUGAAAAUGAGAGCCGUGUUUCAAUAGCGUUGAAAGUUUUUUUUCAGUCAUUAAAUCAGUUAGAAAAUCAGUUCAAUCUUAUAUAUUGUGCACGGUGAUAAAAUUUAUAGUGCUAUGUGAAUUGAAUUCGGCAGAAAAGUGCUAACAUAUAUAUUUAUUGUGCGGUUAAUAGAAUAACAAAAAAAAUAAACCUUUCAGUGAUUUACGAUGGUAGUCAACUCCGGGGAAAGUUUAUUUGAUUCUCUAUUACGAUAACAAAUUUGAGUAAUUGGUAUUCUUUAACCAGUAGACUGCUACAAUAUGUUAUAAUUUAAUAAAAAUAUGGCGUACAUAACCAAAUCAUUAACAAUUGUGAUAACGUUAAUGUCAUUAUGUAAAACUGUGAUUAUGGGCUCCUACGAAUAUAGUUACAAUCCAUACGCUAAGGAGUAUACAAAAAACAUUUAUCUGAAACAAGGUGAGUUAAGAGGAAUAAUAGUGGAACCUAAAAUCGACCGAGAGGAUAGUUAUCGCGUAGGUGUGUAUCGAGGUAUUCCUUACGCGGCGCCUCCAGUUGGUGAUUUGAGAUUCAUGCCAACUGCUGGCGCACCUUCUUGGUUUGGAGUUAAAUACGCUGACACCUUUGGACCAGUUUGUCCACAAAAGUUUCCAGAUGAGAGGAAAAUGCCAUCGUUUAGGAAAGAAUAUUUUCUCAAAUUGAAGUCAUACCUGCAAAACCAGAGCGAGGAUUGCUUGUAUUUGAAUAUUUAUGCUCCUCUAACAGAGCAAGAUCCAGCUUCAAGGAAGUAUCCUGUGAUGGUAUACAUACACGGUGAAUCAUUUGAAUGGAAUUCAGGAAAUCCUUACGAUGGCUCUGUUUUAGCUGCAUAUGGUAAUGUUAUAGUUGUAACAUUAAACUUCAGAUUGGGUAUAUUGGGGUUUCUGAAAGCUGGUACCGAAGAUACCUCUCGAAGUAAUUUUGGACUGGUAGACCAGAUAGCUGCGCUCAUCUGGAUAAAAGAUAAUAUAGUUGCUUUUGGAGGAGACAGCAAUUCUGUGACGUUGUUUGGACAUGGUACUGGAGCUGUAUGUGCUAGUUUGUUGAUGAUAAGUCCAAUGAUCAUCAUGGGAAAUGAUCGUUUAUUUCACCGAGCUAUUCUAAUGGGAGGUACGGCGCUGGCAGAUUGGGCGUUAGCCGGUAAUCCUGGCGAGGUCACGUAUCAAGUAGCAAAAGCACUUAACUGUCAAAUACAUGAUGAUUUCGCAGAGUGUUUGCGAAGAAAAAGGUUGGACGAAAUCAUGACCGCGGCAGCAAAUACUCGAGACUACAAAACACGGUUUGGUCCACUAGUAGAUUCUCUAGUGGUACCAAACGAUCCAAAGAAAUCUAUGACUCAGUACAAUGAUAUUUUUCGCAGAUUUGAAUUAUUGUACGGAGUAACAGAAAUCGAAAGCAUAAAUCUGUUGGACCCCGUAGCGUUAAGCCAAGGGCUCCUCUUAAAAGAACGCGAUCAAGAGCUCCGCACAUACUUCCGUUCCCGGUGUGAAAUUAAGCCGGAACUCUGCUUGCAACGAACGCUCGAUGAGUACGGAGCAAACGACAUUUCCCAAACAUAUAAGGCGAACGAUCCAGUUUACGGUUAUAGGGCUCACGAACCCGAUCAGGCAUCACAGGCUAGAGAUACUCUACUUGAUAUCUUAUCCGACGCUCGUUCUGUGGCGCCGCUGGUGCAAAUGGCGAGAUAUCACGCUACAGUCAACAUGCAGUCUUAUUUUUAUGUCUUUAAGCACAAAACACAUUCUAGAGAGUAUAUAAGAGACAAGACUUACAAUGGUGAGGAGUUACCGUACGUUUUUGGGGUUCCUUUAGAUGGACCAAAGUUUCAUUUCGUCGACUCUUACACCGAGCAGGAACGUUUGUUUUCGGAAAUAGUUAUGAUGUAUUUCUCCAACUUUGCGGAAACGGGAAAUCCUAAUGUACCCAGGAGAGAACAUUUCAGUAGCUUGAGUCCGGCUUAUUGGACUCAAUUCGAUGUGGAAUGGCCUGAGUUCGAUACCAAAGACGAGAAAUUUUUGGAACUAGAAAUUCCUCCACAACCACAAAUGCACUACAAGAAACAGAAGAUGAAAUAUUGGAACGACAUAUUUCCGACAAUAACAGAAAACCUUACUUUCCAUUUACACCCAAUAUCGCAUCCUACUACGAAACCAAUAUAUGGUGUAUACGGCACUCCAUCAGUACCACGGAGGACACCUCCCCCUUGGUUGUACGAUCAUCUGCCAAACAAAUAUGAAAAUUUCAAUAAGCCUUACAAAAAACCAAACGAAAAUUACGGAGUGGUGAUAACACGCGGUAACGAUCGUCCUGAUAAUAUUGUUGAAACAACUUAUGGGAAAAUUAUAGAAGCUCCUUCGAAAGAAUUGAAACAAAGUUCAACAAUGAAUAUUCUUUCAGUUGCAGGAGGUCUUUUUCUUGUGGCAAAUCUCAUCCUAUUCGUCAUUUUGUAUUUCAAAUGCUACAAAAAGAAAAAUCAACCAUCGAAAGAUGAUGAUAUCAGUCAACCAACUGAUAAUGAGAAAAAGGAAAAAGAUAAUGAAGCUUUCGUUUUAGAUGGAUGCAAUAUAGUAAGAAUGAUAGGUAAAUCUUCUAAGGGCGAUGACAGUUAUGAAGCAGUUAGACCUGAAUCAUCCCCAAACUAUGAACUUAGUAGACAAAUGUCUGGUAGUACUAUUGACGCUCAUACCAAAGUACGCGAAUGGAUAACACAAGAAAUCAUACAAAAAUAUAGUCCUAAAAUAUUCAGGAGAAAUCGACAUGGAGUCAAUAGUAGAACAACGCCAGUUGAGUUCAAAAUUACCACGGAAAGUAAAAAGUCGGUGACUCAACCUUCUACAGUACCUCCAGAAGUUAUUCCUAAGACCUCAACUAUACGAAGACCAAAACCUCCUAAAGUAUCCGUAGAAGUUGAUGCUACGCCAUCUGGAAGAGGACCAAGCGUUUUAAUGCAACAACCAAUUGAAUUGUCAAAAUCCCUUGAUUAUUCGCAUUUAAAAUUUGAGAACGAAACCCCAUUGAGAAGAUCUUUGACUUUGGAAGACUUUUCUUUAAGACCUAUGGAAAAUAUAAAAGGGCUCACAAGAAGUACUAGUACUAUAAGUGUCAAAACUGCUGACAUUGAACCGACUAUUAUAAAAAUACAACACAAACAUUCAGCUUCUGAUCCAGUACAGGAUUUAGAGUAUACAACUAAAAGAAAGUUGAAAACGUUUGAUUCAAAUGCCGAUAUAAAUGUAACAUCGAGAGAUGAUCAUAAUAUAGUAGCAGCACCUCUCUCUCCUGAAGAAUCCUUAAAAAUAAUUAAAAGAAGAAAUUUUCCAAAGGUACUACCAGAUCAUCCGGGAAGAGCGGCACUUAUCACUAAGAGAAGAUCCAUGCCUAUACCAUAUACACAUCCUUUCCCGGAAUUCAAUAAAUUUCCUCCUGUGCCACCUCCGAGGACUUCAACCCUCACUAAGCAGUCGAGUGCUCCCCACCCAGUCUUCAUAUCUGAACCAACGUUAGCAGAAGAGCCAGAGGAGGAACCGGAAACCGUUUGUAAUAACCUCUAUGUAGGUCCUCUAAUACCCAGAAGUAAGACUGAUAUAAAUAAAGAAAAACCUGUAACUGAGAAAGAUUGUAAGCCGUCACUUAUUGAACCAGUAUAUGCCAGUAUUACUCCAAAAACAAAAACAGUUCCCAAUGUUAAAAGACUUGAUCCUAAAGUGAUUAUAAAACCAACAAUUAAUCGAAAGCUUAGCGACGAUAAACCCACUAAACAUGUUCCGAGGGUAGUUGUGCCAGAUAAUCAACCGUACAUGCAAAGUCAUAUCACCGAAACAAAGACUGAAAAUAAAUCUGAACAAAUUAAAAAUAAGAGUGAACAAGAGAAAAAAGAUACGAGUUCGGAAAAGAGGUCACAAAUUCCAAUGUUAGUGAAAGCACCUACCAAUCGGCUCAAUCCACAAUCACUUAGUUCAGAUUCUACACCAACUUCUGAAGAAUCAGACACGGGGACCGUUGUCAAGAAAAUCUAAGUGUAUUAUUUUUCUUUCAUGCAUACAAAUAUCACGUUUGGAUAAACUAGGAUAAAAAAUACAUAAUAGGAAAAAGCAUUAAAAAAAAUGAAAAUAAAAUACCGUCUGUUAACUUAUUUUAGUGGAGAAACUGUCUCAUAACCUCGAAGCUGUUAGGAUAAUUUUAUUACAACUUUGCUUCAUGUUCACAAUGAAUUGAAACGUUAAUUAUGAUAUUCGAACACAUCAAAAAUCACUUACUGAUCCUCUAAAAGUUUCCAAUGUUAUGAGUAUCGAUAAUUUCUAUAUUGUUAACUUAUGAUUUGGGACACUCUAUAGUUGUAAUACGUUAUUUCCAAGUGACACUCAGUGAUUAUCCUAAUUUACCAAAAUUGAGAAUGGUCGUCUGUUAGCCCUAUAAUCAUGCUAAUGAUUAGUACUCCAGGAAAGAAGGCAAUAUCCACAAAAAAUGGAUUUCAAUAUGUUUUAUGUAUCACAAAAAUUAUUCUCCCAGAUAAUCAGCAGAAGAAUUUGAAUAAGUUGACUUGUUUUUUGUAUGCAACUGUGCCCAUCUUCCCUAUCGUGAAAGACCAGUGAAGCUGUGUCUGACGGGGAAAAUGCAUUUGUGCAUUGUGCUUGGAUUCAAAAGUUGACUGACUUCCACUACCAACUAAAACCUCCAUCUUUUCUUCCAAACACUAACUUGGAACUGUUUGAAAUAAAAGUUGAAAAGUUCCCAGAAAAACUAUAGCCAGGUUAUUAAUGAAAACUCACAAUCAAACUUCAGUUAUCAUUAACAAAGUGUAAUAUCAAAUAAAUGAAGAUUGAUAUAUCAUUGGUUGAAAUUGAGUCAACUUCUUUUGAUCUCAUUACUUCUAUCAUGAAUUGGAAUAUCAUUUGCGGUGAUUUGUUGGAUACAGGUGAACAAGAUAUCUGUAUGAUUGUAUGGAAUUCCUUUUAUAAGGAUAUCCCUCAAAGUCGGUAUAUAUACAUGAAAACCUAGACCAUAAAAGACCACAUACCUGAAAGUCUUAUCAUGCCAGAGAAAUAGCAUCGAUAGGUACUACGGUGUAAAUCAUAUUUCACUCACAAUUGUAAUAAAUAUAGUAAGGAUCAAGGUAAUAUUUUGAAGCAAUAAGAAUAAACUCGUACAUACUAAAAAUUAUACGCCUAAAGUUUGUAUCAAUAUAACGUUUGGAUAAUCAUAUAUGUUAUCAAAUCAUAAUAUUUAUUGUGAACUUUGGUACACAGGUGAUAUAUCGAUCUAUAUAAAGCAGCUUGAGGCCAACUAAUAGAUAUAAUUAUGUAUUGUAUUUAUAUUAGACCUAGAUAUAUGUUUGAUUUUAACAAUUUCAAAUACAAGGUGUUCACAAAUAGAAA